AUGCCCGCUGAGCCUAAGGUAACGAAGGAGAAUGGUAGCAGCUCGGGCAGACCCUAUCGGUCCCAUGCGCAUCCCGCAUGUCUACCUUGUCGGAAACGCAAGUCGCGAUGCCGCACGAGAGAUUCCUCCGCUACGUGUAUGAUGUGUUUGGCUCAUGCAACCGACUGCAUUUUCCCUCCUGCUGAUACCCUCGUCCAAAGGAAGCGAACUGUCAAUUUGCGGCGAAUUGUACCCAAGACAGCUCGAACAGAGCGGCCCUCCACCCCUCGGGUCGUACUCCCAUCACCCAGGACCAACAAAGCUUCCGACACACCACAACUUACGGGACACCACCAGCCAGCUCAGCCUUCCACAGCAUAUUCAGACGGCAAAGUUGCAAGUCUGAUGGACGUGGUCGGCGAUACCGGGGACGACAGCUCUCAUGUCGUCAGCCCAGUCGUUGCUGACGACAGUAGUAUACUAGAAGAAUAUCUGUUCACCGUUCCAGAUAAUCGAAGGCUUUGCUUGAUGCACACCAAUUCAAAACCCAGUCGACUUAUGCGGCAGGUACUGUUCAAUACCAUUCCGAGGCGUCCAUUGGGGGUGUACUCCGGUCAAUCUCUCCCAUCUAUGAAGUGCGAGCUCAUCGAAAAGUACCUCGAGCCUACGGCAAAGGAUGUUGUGAGCCUGCAAGUCAAUGCACGCUAUUGUAGGGGGUUCUUUCAAUAUGCCAAUAUAUGCUUCCCUGUAUUUGACGAGGCGUCGUUUAUGAAUGCCUACUGCACCCGCAAAGAGGAAAUAUCUCCAGCUCUCCUCUGCAAUCUAUAUGCCAACUCCCUUAUCUACUGGGACAAUUCACCCAAGUUAUGCUUAACUCGCACACCCGACAUUCGCUAUAUCUGGAAUCAAGCUAACGAGGCCCUUCAUUCCGAACUUUUCUUGUGCCCUGGUAUAUCAACUGUACUGGCGAUGCUGCUAAACGUCUGCGGUAGACCAAGCACCUCGAUCUUUGGUAAUGGGGGUAUGGUAGGGACGGCGGUAGCCUUAUCCAACGCCUUGGGCUUGAAUCGAGAUCCCUGCCACUGGAACAUCUCUACUCUUGAGAAGGGACUUCGCAUCCGCAUUUGGUGGUUGGUGGUGAUUCAAGAUCGAUGGUGCAGCCUCGCCUACGGAACACCGCUUCAGGUUCAUCGAGCCCAAUACGACGUUCCGUUUCCGACCAUGGAGUAUCUUUGUUCUUCUUCCGCAAUGCUAUCCCAAGAAGCCGCAGCUUCAAUCUUCAUCGCCUUCACAACGUUAACAGAAGUGUUGGGUCAAUACCUUGAAUACAUCUAUCACGUUUCCAGCCCCGUCAGAAAGACGAUCACUUCGCUCUCACACCUGCUCACUAACUGGGAAGACUCCCUCGACAUCAACACCCGCCACAUAAUCCUCCGCGGAACCGACCUAAGCACCCCCGGCGUGGCAAACUUGCGCCUAGCAUACUUAUCCGUGAAGCUCCUGCUCCGACGCAUCGCACUCGACAUGGAUGACGAGCAUACUGAGACUUCCAACUUCGACAAUGGGAAUGAUUCUAACUGUUCCUCCUUCUCAUUUACACAAGUCGAGCGCGCAGCAGAAGAGAUAGUGCAUCUCGUAGGGGAGCUGGACGAGCAGCAGCUACGUGGAUUUUGGGUCCCAGUUCAGGCGUAUUCGCUCACGUCUGCGACGACAUUCCUUCUACGGAGUGGGCUGCGCAGGGUUCAAUUGCAUUCCGCGAAUAGUGACAGCAAUCCACCACUAGAUUUGGCUAAAGAGAUGGUUGCUACACUGCAGUCUCAUCGGCAGCAGUUUCGAUGGGAUCUGGGGGAUGAUUGUUUGGCAAAGUGUGCUGAGCUGGUAGAGAGGGUUGCUUCUCUAGAGAAUGAUGGGAUGAGCUUGUCGUUGAAUGAGGAAUUGUCUGAUCCAUCUCAUAUUCUCGAUAUAGACACAUCGAUUCUGGAUGAGGUGUUUUGGGAUAUGCCGUGUAUGGGGAAUACCCUUAAUUUAUAA
Molecule: messenger RNA, 2010 nt
Organism: Aspergillus niger
Lineage: Eukaryota; Fungi; Ascomycota; Eurotiomycetes; Eurotiales; Aspergillaceae
Exons: 3
Coding region: 1-2010 (669 amino acids)
Biological process (GO): DNA-templated transcription
Cellular component (GO): nucleus
Molecular function (GO): DNA-binding transcription factor activity, RNA polymerase II-specific; DNA binding; zinc ion binding
Source: RefSeq, a predicted model, not a curated record